Messenger RNA from Xenopus tropicalis (tropical clawed frog), 1059 nucleotides. Its product is annotated as trace amine-associated receptor 1. NCBI's taxonomy places the organism in Eukaryota, Metazoa, Chordata, Amphibia, Anura, Pipidae. Gene Ontology annotation, molecular function: G protein-coupled receptor activity. Gene Ontology annotation, biological process: signal transduction; G protein-coupled receptor signaling pathway. Gene Ontology annotation, cellular component: synapse; plasma membrane; membrane. The record is from RefSeq and is a predicted model, not a curated record. The transcript has a single exon. The coding region runs from base 1 to 1059 and encodes 352 amino acids.
AUGGCUGUAGCCUCCACAACUGCAAGUUCUCCAAUGGAUUCCUGUUCCUCCGUAGUCUCCAGUUCCACCUCCAAGCUGAUCCUUUACUUGCUGACCAGUGGGCUCAUCAUGACGACGUUCCUUGGGAAUAUUCUUGUGAUCUCCUCCAUAGUGUAUUUCAAACAGCUUCGCUCCCCGACCAACUCCUUCGUGCUGUCGCUGGCAGUGGCAGAUUUCCUAGUCGGGGUUAUGGUGAUGCCCUAUAGCAUGGUACGUUCCAUUGAAGGAUGCUGGUACUUUGGCUCGGGGUUUUGUAGACUUCACUCCAGCCUGGACGUCAUGCUUUGUUCUGCAUCCAUUCUGCACCUGAGUUGUAUAGCCUUCGAUCGAUAUUAUGCUGUGUGCAACCCUCUACUAUACGGUUACAAAAUGUCUACAAGAAGGGUGUCUAUUCUCAUCUGUACAUGUUGGUUUAUACCUGUGCUCAUUUCAUUCGCCCCCAUAAUGCUUGGACUGCACCUUCUGGGGAUGGAGCACCUAUGGCAGGAAGGCGCCUGUCUCUUUGUAGUGAAUCAGAUCUACUCCGUCUGCGCCUCUUUGAUUGCUUUCUAUUGUCCUAUGAUCAUCAUGCUUGUGGCCUACUGUCGGAUCUACCGGGCAGCAAGGAACCAGGCACUUCGGAUACACGCGAUGGAGCGAAAUGUGAGCAGCGGAAACGCUAGCGAUGGUCCCAUGAAGAAAAGAAAGUAUUCACUCAAAAGGGAGAGGAAGGCGGCCAAGACCUUGGGGGUGAUCAUGGGAUUAUUUCUGCUCUUUUGGACUCCCUUUUUCACAGCCAAUAUUGUAGACCCUCUCAUCGGAUACAAAAUGGGGACGGUAGAGUGGGAAGUCUGUCUCUGGUUGGGUUACGUGAAUUCUGCUCUGAACCCGUUCUUGUACGGAUUGUUCCAUAAAUCCUAUCGCAGGGCUUUCUUUAUGAUUGUCGGAUGCCAAACUUGCUACUCCGGAACAUCUCAGAACAUUGAGCUGUCCACCGCAAAACAAGAGAAAGUCAGGCGCCAAAUGAACGUUCUACACUAG